Messenger RNA from Eruca vesicaria subsp. sativa (arugula), 1599 nucleotides. The record is from the annotation of a GenBank genome assembly. NCBI's taxonomy places the organism in Eukaryota, Viridiplantae, Streptophyta, Magnoliopsida, Brassicales, Brassicaceae.
AGCCAAUCACGUUGCGACUUCUGUUAAAGAAACAUCUCGAGAACCUUCUUUUCAAUUUUCUGCCGGAGAAAGAAUAAAAAACAGAAAAGGGUUGAGGAAAUUCUCAGUUUGGAACAAUCUCCCGAGUGUACCGAUCAUUUUUUGUUGAAAGACAGGGAAGAAGAUGCAAGGAGGUGGUAGAGAUCCUUUCAACUUGGGUGCUCCUUUUGGUGGCUCUUUUGGAAGCUCCUUUGGUGGAUUUAACAAUGGUCCUCGGAGUCUCAUGUCUAGUUUCUUCGGAGGAAGAGAUCCUUUUGAUGACCCUUUUUUCACUCAGCCUUUUGGUGGUGGCAUCUUUCAGUCCAGCUUCUUUGGUCCUACUAACAUGGAUCCUUUUGCACCAAUGCGUUCUCCCUCUGGUUUCAUAGAGAAUCAUCAUGAAUCACAACAAAGGAGAAGAAGGUCUAGUGGACCGAUUAUUGAAGAGAUUGAAUCAGAUGAUGAGAAAGAAGACAGAGAAGGAGACAAAGAGAAGAGAGUAAGCCUAGGGAAACAUGGCAGGUCAAGCAGUGAAGUGGAUACUGAAGAAGCUAGAGCUGAAGAAAGAAGGAACAGACGAAUGCAAAAUAAUGGACAAUGGCAACCACAGACUCAUAGUUAUAGUUUCCAGAGCUCGACUAUUACAUACGGUGGUCAUGACGGAAACUACUAUACUUCAUCAAAGACCAGAAGGACAGGAAGUGAUGGGUUAACUCUUGAAGAAAGCAAAGAAGCCAAUACUGCAACACGUGAAGCAGCUCACAGAAUCUCAAGAGGCCUUCACAACAAGGGCCACACGGUUGCGCGUAAACUUAACUCAGAUGGUCGAGUUGAUACAACGCAGACCUUGCACAAUUUAAACGAAGAUGAAUUAGCUGAUUUUGAACAGUCUUGGAGUGGAAACGCUAGAAUGCAACUACCAGGUCGGUCUGGUUCCUUUGGCAGUAACUACAGAGAGCAACCAAUGUUGCUGCCGUCAACUGAUCCAAACCCUUCCCGUGAAAGAGCAGAGUCAUCCAGAAGAAGGAAGGCUACAAUGAAUGUAAGAGGACAGGGCAGAAUCUAAUCUCAGGACUACCAUAUCUGGUUUCUAAUUGGCUUUAGUGAAUGUGACCAGACACUAUUAUUCACUUUACUUAGUUGCAUCGUUAUUGUAACUGUAUGAUGACAUGAUUUGAGGGUUUUAUGAUAAUGGUAUAUGCUACAUUAGUAGCCUCUUCUUAGCUGCUACUAACCAAGUAAUCAGAUCAACGACUCUCUUCCUUCUCUCGCCACACAGCAUGAACCUCGUCCGUACGAAACUGCUGCGUAAAGGUAGACUCUCAAACCAACAUAGAAAACGUCACCUGAAGUGAGUAACACAAGUCUGCUGGUGUACACUAGUCGUUACUCUUGAGCUUCUCCUCAGUGGAAUGACACAUCCAUACCUUUAACAGCAUAGGACUUGGAUCAUUAGAGUCUCACCAAAGGUCGUAUACCUACCUUCACUAUAAGCAAUCACCUGAGUGUUGCCACCACUCACAUACAACACAAGAGGAUCAUCAGGUCCAGUAACCACUCUCCCCAUUCAAUAUGAGCCAC